Molecule: messenger RNA, 3486 nt
Organism: Corythoichthys intestinalis (scribbled pipefish)
Lineage: Eukaryota; Metazoa; Chordata; Actinopteri; Syngnathiformes; Syngnathidae
Gene: cmtr2
Product: cap methyltransferase 2
Exons: 3
Coding region: 27-2375 (782 amino acids)
Biological process (GO): 7-methylguanosine mRNA capping
Cellular component (GO): cytoplasm; nucleus
Molecular function (GO): methyltransferase cap1 activity
Source: RefSeq, a predicted model, not a curated record
GAUGAAACGAGUGAUCACGUGGCUAUAUGUCUUCCGGGUCUGUACUGCGGGUGAGUACGAAUGAGGCGAGUAGAAUGAUCUCCAGCAAUGGCACUAGGAAGAAAGUCUGCAGGCGGCAGCAGCAGCAAGUAGCAUACAUGGCACCCUGUGAUGCCGACACACUGACUGAGAUUGAAAGACUAUUUAGUAAAUUUAGAACCUAUGUCAAACCAUCCAAUGAGGAGUGGUGCAGCCCUAAUGCAAAUGUCGCCCUCAGACAACACGAAAAAGUAAAAAAUGUCCGCCUCCAGGCCCUGAAGGUGUCUCUCAACGCUGUGAAGAACCAACUCAGUGACAAAAACAUCGAAGUGUGGCAUCAGCACACCAAUUCCACUAACCGGGCCGGGAAAGUCAUCGCCACGGUGCGCUCUGCCGCCAACGUGGAAAUCUGCACUCAGGCAUGGUGCAAGUUCUACGAGAUCCUGGGAACGUUCAGUCUUCUUCCUGAAGAGGCACUCCUCUCUGGGGAGCUUAACACGGUUCACCUGUGCGAAGCGCCCGGGGCUUUUAUCAGCGCGCUGAACCACUACGUCAAAACCAGCGAGCGCACGCGCUACUGCGACUGGAGCUGGGCGGCCAACACACUCAACCCGUACAAUGAGGCCAACGCUGGGGCCAUCGCGGAUGAUCGCUUAAUCGCCAAUACUCUGCCUUGGUGGUUUUUUGGGUCAGACAACACCGGUGACAUCAUGCUCCAAAAGCACCUGCUGGAGCUGCAGACAUUUGUGGCCAACAUGCGGAGAGUGGAUGUAGUGACGGCAGACGGAAGUUUCGACUGUCAGGAGAACCCCGACGAGCAGGAGGCACUGGUGGCACCUCUGCAUUACUGCGAGGUGACUGCCGCUCUGCUGCUCCUGAGCCCCGGCGGCUCCUUCGUACUCAAAAUGUUCACGCUGUACGAACACUCCUCUGUCUGUUUACUCUACCUGCUCAACUGCUGCUUCCGCUCCGUCAGCGUCUUCAAACCUGCCACCAGCAAGGCCGGGAAUUCCGAGGUUUACAUCGUUUGCCUCGACUACGACCGCAAGGAGGCCGAGAGGCCUCUCCUCUCCAAACUAAUUCGGAAUUACGGACCACAUCUGGCGGCAAGAGAGACACUUUUCCCAGAAUCCUCAAUCCCGCAGUCAUUUCUCACACAGCAUGAAGAAAUGUGCAUGUACUUUCACACUCUGCAGGUGGAGACAAUCACUGAAAACUUGAGGUUGUUUAAAGGAAUGACUGAUGAACAGAGGGAGAGACUCGACUACAUCAGGGAUUGUACGGCUCAGGAGUACCUGCGACGUUUCCAGGUUACAUUCCUCCCUCGGAGUCGAUGGAUUUCUCGUAACGCCGUCAGCCCCGCCUGUUCCCGUGUCUCGGCGGGCCAGCCCGCGGGACCCAAGAAGCAAGCGGCGGGAUCCUUCAACGAGCGCAGGGAAUUGCAGAGCCUGAGCUGGAAGGAACGUGUGGAGAGGGGUCACUAUGCCGACUUGAUAAAACGGCAUCGUUGCGAGACUGAUGGGACCGGCAGCGUGCUGCAAGGACCUCUGUCAAGCUGUCAUGUGGAUUCCUGGUAUGUUAUUGUUGGGGCAGCGAUACCUGAGGUUAGAAACUCUCCAUUCUGCUCAGGGAUCUUGUUAAACUAUGUGACAGAAACACAGGCAGCAUUAGCCGAGAAAGACUUAUCUCAAGUGCUUCCGUGUGACUCCUGCCACGUGAGUAGCGCCGCCUCCAUUUUGUCAGACGUGGUAGCGCUUUGCAUUGAUCAUAACGGGACAAAGGGGAAAAAGCACUGUAUGGUGUUAGGUAGUCGCACAGAGUGGGCUAUCCCCACGCUGCAAAUUGAAGAGCUACUUCUCACGUUUCCUUCGGAGACGUCAUAUCCUCAAGGAGGUCUAAGUACGAUGUACGACGCGGCGCCGGCGUACCAGCAUCGACUCGUCAGCUGCGUCGCGUCCUCCCUACGGAAUUUGAUCUCUGGGGAUGCGCUGUUACUGCCCGUGCCGGCCGCGCUUACUCGUGUCUCAGCGGCUAUCGUACUUUGCUUGCACGCUUGUUUUCGCUCAAUGGAGUUCAGGUGCCCGCCACCUUCAGGCGGCUUUGGGGCGUUGCUGGUAUGCGCUGGCUUUUGCCCCCAAGCUGCGGCCAGAAUCCUUCCAGCCCUGGCAGAAGUCCACAACUGUAUUGGUGAACUGUUAAAAGAAGAGGACGCAUGUAAAUUUCACUCAGUUUGUGACAGGCAGGUGCUUCAAUUCGUGCCCAUGGAGGAAUUGCUCAAUGGAGGAUUGACUGACUUCUUGCGGACCAUGAACUCGGAAAUCAUGCGACACACGUUGCAUGUGCUCAUGCAGGUGUAGAGAAAGCAAGACAAUGACAGCUCACACUUUAAUAAGCAUUGUUUCAUUUUUAUUUGGAGUUUGUUUUUUAAUUAAGCAUUUAUAUUGAUUUGCAUUUUUUUAAAAGAAUUUUUGGGGUUGCGUUUGCUAUAGUGAUGCUACGUUCCCAAUUGGUUUAUUUCAUUUUACACAAUCCUUGACAGCAGCAAUAACUGCAAUAAUGAUUGUGAAGUGACAUUGUGCCAUCAUUUUUAAUUGGUAAUUCUGUACCCACAUUUUACAAAAUGUACCUACAGUUUACUAAUCUUUAUUUACAGAUUACAAAACCAUAGGUACAGAUUACCCUUGAAAAUGAUUUUUCUCUACCCUUGCACCAGGUGGGCUCUCUAGAGACACAGUAAGAUAAAACAAUAACCAUAUUGCUUUGUUGUAAUUACAUGUUCAGAGAUAAAUGUGCAAAGACUGACUAAUUACAGUGCUGUAUGUACAGUAUUACCCAGCAGUGGUUUGAAACUGUAUUCAACUGAUUUGCACAAUUUGUUUCCAGAUUUAAUCCCCCCCGGGUGUGUGGCUAAAAUGACGGCUCGUGUCAUAAACGGGUGUACAGUAUGGCUCCUUUCCUGUCCAGUAGUUGUACCUCAUUUUCAAAAUACUUUUUCCAAACAGAUAAUUAUUAAAAUACUUUUGUUAAGUAUAUCUGUGUUAAAAAGCAUUUAUUGUAACUGCAUUGUCACCUUGACCCUUUUAUACAAACCAACGCAUUUUGCCAUACAAGCAUUUGUCAUGAGUCGAUACGAAAAGAGGCUUUUUAAUUUUUCAAAGGGUGCACCUUGUAGUUUCCCAAGUUUUGCUUUCAUUAAGUUUUGUUUUAUUUAUGUUUUCCAAGAGCUUCUCCAUGUCCCAAAAAAAUAAACGUGACAUCCAUACAUCAAAUCCCUUGCUCUCAGUAGAACUCAUGCUUAGCUGUAUUCACUAGGGGUUUUUAGGGGAGAUUUAAACAAACAAAAAAAAAGCCCAUUGCUGAGCCUCCUGUCAGUCACAGAUGGUUAGUGAGGCACUAAGGCCUUCCCUGGAGGGCCUGUUGUCUUCAGUAAUGCAUUAUUUUGUCCCAGGAUGUGCUUAUUAGGGCCCG